Messenger RNA from Amoebophrya sp. A120, 6378 nucleotides. The record is from the annotation of a GenBank genome assembly. Lineage: Eukaryota; Dinophyceae; Syndiniales; Amoebophryaceae.
GAAGUGCUAACGCACGCAGCAAACUAAGACGUAAAUAAUGGAAUGCGUGCAUUUGUGGCCACGCUCACCCUCACGCCAAGGUAAGUACAGUGGAGCUUCCGUACGUAACGCGUAGACGAUGAGUGGAUGGGUUUUUCAAAAAGCAAGCGAACAAAGAGACGUAGCAAAUAGUUAGAUGUUCAAAAGAAAAAAGGACCAUGGUCGUGCUACUUGUCGUGUCACCAGUGUGUCGCGCUUCCACAAAUAAACCGUCAAAGCGGCUCCGUAGUCCCUCUAAUACCCCCGUUUCAUCCGCAAAAUGGCGUCUUUUUUAGGGUCAUCAAGCAGUAGUAACUACCACCAGAGAAUCCUGGGCAAAAACCGAGCGGAAGUUGUAGACGACCAGCAAGCUACUAUUUUAGAGGACAUCGACCUCGGCACCCCGGUCGACGACCCGGACGACCGAAGUUCCACCUCGGACUUCGGCGGCCAUAGAAGUAGCGCGGCCAGGGUCGCGAGGCUCCACCAAUUGCUCUUUAACAGCGAUAGCACUUCUUUUAAUAACAAUCCAUCUAGCUUUGGUAGUUUUCUGAAAUCCAUAACCGCGCAGUGCUUAAACUACAGUGCGGUCAAGCGCUAUUUCUGUCUCUCCGCUUUUCUACUCGGCAUCUGUUUUCUCUUCGCAGGUUGUGGUACUAGUAACUCCAGUACAACUAGUCCUACGGGGAUUCUAACGGGGAAUAGACAAAGCGCAAGCAGCGGAGCUACUACAUCCAGUAGUUCUUCCUCAGCUUCCACUAGCGCGAAGAACAACCUUCAGUCCACCCGUACUAGCUCCUCCUCCUCCCGCAGUCUGAGCACGACCAUGUCGCCGGUUUUACCACCCGCGGGCGACGGGGCGACACACAAAAACCCGCUGCUUUUCCCGGGGUCCCAGCUCUUCCCGCCGUUUGGCGAGGUGACGCCGGACCAUGUGGAACCCGGCAUCGAAGAGCACCUGCAGCACGCUUUGAAGUCGUUGGAGCAGCUGGAAACGAAAAUCAAGGACGAGCUUGCGAAGCCCACGCCCAACCUCACCUACGCCGAGGUUGCGCUAGAAGUGGAGCAGUUCGAUGACAAGCUCUCCCGGGCGUGGGGCGUGGUGAAACACUUGAAAUCGGUGAAGGACUCCGACGCGCUGCGCGCGGUCGUGGAGAAGAUGCAGCCGAAAGUAAUCGAAUUCGGGCUCCGGAUGGGGCAGAGCGAGGAACUGUACAAGGCCUGGCAGUUUCUGUCGGAACAGGAUAAGAAGGAGAAAACCUUUAUCCUAAGUAAAAACGUCCCCACCCCAGAGUUGUCAUGCAAAUUUGCAUGCCAAAAAAGUUUCUCAUGCGGAGCCUCAUGAGAGCCAUUUUCUAGUCGUGUUGUGGAAUUUGUGAUGCUACUAUCGGCAUGAUAUGCUAGAUCUGUGAUGCUUCGGAACUAGCUAAACAGGAUCACACUACCAGGACAAACUUGUCAUGCGAAGCAACCAUAUCUGGUUGAUUUGUCUAGCAGAUUUCCCAGCUUAACUCUGUUAUGGGGACGCUUUUACUCAGGAUAACCUUCUCAAAAAGCCAGGCCCGGAUCGUGGAGCACGAGCUGCUGGCGGCGAAAUUGUCGGGCGUUGGGCUGACCGGGGAGAAAAAAGUCAAGUAUAACGCGAACACAAAGAGGAUGGGCGAACUGAAAACGAAAUUCACGAACAACUUGCAGGAUGCAACCAAGGCAUUCUCGGUCAAACUCACGAAAAGGGUAUGUUGAUAUCCACUUCGUUGAGUUGUAUGCGAUAAAAUGUAAUUUGGAUGAGCAUGCGGAUGUGCAUGUCGAUUUUUCUACGUCUCUUGUCAUGUGUUUUCAUGCAUCAAUCUGGCGAAGAAUGAGAAUCAUUUCUUACGCUCUAAAAAUAAUAAUAAUAUGAAUACGAUGACGUGCGGCUCCUGGUGACACGCCGCACGGGACAGAAAGGAUACUGUAAAACCUUAAAUAAUGCUCUCUUCAAAAUGAAAAUACGAAUAUCAGGAAGAAGUCGCGGGCUUACCAACCUCAGCGCUGCAACUCGGAGCUCAGCAAGCAAAAACGAAAGGUAAUCAAUUGUAGAGGAGCUUUUUGGUUUUUCGUCGUAGCAAAAAAAGAUUAAAAAAAUCCAAACUUGUGUUGCGCCAGCACCUGCAAAAGUUGGUGCUGAUCAUGUCGUCUACCUAGACCUCCUUUGAUGUACUCUUUCCCGCAUCCUCAUCACUUGAGACGAAGAUCAUGUUAACAACUCAAGAUCAGCAUCAACAAGAAUAAACACCGGAAAAGAAAAAUCCCCAACAACGAACUCCAGGCAAGGAAGAGUCUGCCACCGCUGAAGACGGUCCCUGGCUGUUCACCCUGGACAUGCCGUCGUAUUUGCCGGUGAUGCAGCACUCCACCGACCGCGAGCUGCGGAAGAAGAUGUACCAGGCGCAUCUGAAGCGGGCGAGCGAGUUCAGCACGGAUCUGAAGGACUAUGACAGUGCACAACUCCCCCUCCCCCUCAUUUGUAUAGCAUGAACGGCAAUACAAGCAUCAGCAAGGGUGCCGGUUUUGCAUGACAGAUUUCCACUGGAUUGUAGUGCUAUUCGGGCUACCAGAACUUGUCAUGCAUAAGUAAUAGUGACAGGAGGCAAAGCGUGGAUUUGGUAUUUUGCAUGAGAAAUGAGAACGAGGGGGAGUUGUGCAAUGUGACAAGGACGAGGAGGGGAAAAUCAAGGACAACACGCCGCUGAUGGAGGAAAUCCUGAAACUGCGCCAGGAGAACGCGGAGCUGCUUGGGUACAAGAAUUACGCCGAGGUGUCCAUGGCAAAAAAGAUGGCGACCUUUGAGUCCGCGAACAAGUUGAUCGAGGAUUUGCGGUCCAAAUCGUACGCGACGGCGGUGUAUCCUGUGCAAAAGUAUCGUACCCGUAGUAAGUAAUUGCAUUUAUGCAUUACAAAUCUCUUUCUCAAGGUAAAUCAGCAUUACAAAUUUAAUUUGUAACGCUGGGCUAAUCUGUAAUGCAAUUUAUACUAGUACGAUGCUUUUGCAUUGCAUACGGUGAAGGAACUGGAAGACUUGGAGAAAUUCGCGAAGACGGAGUACGAAAAACUGCCGUUCCCGAAGGACGAGAAGCUGAUGCAGUGGGACGUGCCCUACUACGCGGAACGAAUGAAAGAGAUGAAAUACGAGUUCAACGAAGAGGAGCUGAAGCCCUACUUUUCCUACGCGUUGCAAAAGCGAAAGUGUCCUCGCGGUAGUACUGGUGGCAUAUACAAAUUUGCAUUUGCUCUUUAGCAUGAUGUCGACAAGCGGAAUAACUUGUCAUAAUUGCUGAGUUGUUUAUUUUUUCCUGUAGUAGACAUCACCAGGUGCAGGUUUGUAGUCAUAUCUAUUAGAUACAGUAUUGCUACUACUGCGCCCUCGUGCGAUACAAGAACUUUUGCCGUUGAUAUCCCCUUACCAAAGGUCCUAUCGGGGCUGUGGAACCUGGCGAACAAGUUAUUCGGGAUUUCCAUCCGGGAAAUCGCGUCGGCCGAGGAAAAAACAAAGCUCGGAGUCUCCCUCUGGAACGAGGACGUGAUGGUGUUUGAGAUAGUCAAGGACAAUGAAGUGGUUUCCUACUUCUACCUCGACCCGUUUUCCCGGCCUGAAACGAAAAAGGGCGGCGCGUGGAUGGACGAGGUGUGCGGGAGGACCGCGAACCCGGAGCUGGUGCAAGGAGAGAAGAAGAUCCGACUGCCCGUCGCGCACAUGGUGUGCAACCAGACAGUAUGCAUAAUUGCAAAAGUUUCGUGCUCAUACUGGUACUAGUAACUGCCACGCCGCGUGUUGACAGAUCUGCUUUUACUCGACCUGAAUGCGCAUUUUCAAAAUGUUGAAAAAGCUUCAUUGUCGUCCUUGGAAAAAUUCGCAACGCAGUUGCCGCUGUAUGCGAGGAUAGUACAACUUUUGCAAUCCAUAAACGCCGCCGGUGACGAGCGGCGAGAAAAAAAUCCCGUCGUUGAUGAACUUCCGGGAGGUCGAAACCUUGUUCCACGAAUUCGGCCACGCGCUACAGCACAUGCUGACCAAGGAAUCCGAGGGGAUGGCGGCGGGAAUCCGGAACGUUGAAUGGGACGCGGUAGAGCAGCCGUCGCAGUUCAUGGAAAAUUGGUGCUACGACAAACCAACCGUGGACUCCAUGGCGAUUUGCCUCAGACCGUCAAAAAAAUUCUGCGCGCAUUUUUUCGCGUCGCAAAGCUAGUAAACCUGUGCACGCAAGUGAAGGGCUGACCUGAACGCGGUUUGUUUUAGCUAGCUUGUCAGCAGCAGAGCUCUAGUAGGUAGGUGAGUACUGACGUGGAGGAGGGCGGGGCGUUGAGGGUUCUUUGUUGGCUGAUGUUUUCACAUAGAAAACGCCGGGCGCCCGCAAUGUUUUGCUUUGUUUUCCGGAUUGCUCUCUCCGUGAAGCUAGUUGCCGCUAUGGCCUGGGUCAGGGUGUGAGGCUGCAAGCGCCCCCCGAUAUGUCUACUCAGGCCCUGGCGUCGUCGUCUCUAGCGGGUGCCGCGCACAUAUAUUGGCCGCGAAGGCCUAUCCGGAGCCCUUCCAAAAAGGGGGGGCCGCAGGGGUGCCCGGAACCCUAAAAAAAAACCCUACCGCUUUUUCUUCGAAUCACGAUGGUGCUACCCCUCCCCAAAAGGGGUCCCGGAACCCCUCUCGGAACCCCUCCCGAAAGGCUCUCGGGCUUUUCGCAUUUUCAAGAAAAAGCCGCAAAGGCAAAAAGCGCGCGCGCCUGCCGGUGCACGCGCGCACAGCUGCGCGACAUUAGAAACAAGGGGGAGCGCAGCCGCGGCCGGUUCCAUUUGCGCCAGCGGCUCCGACCGACUUGCACAGAUUGAGACCCAUUGUCUAGCGGCUGGACUGCAAGAGAACCUGCUGCAGCACCUCCAGGUUGCACGGGCGCUCCAAGGCAAGUCUGUGGAGCAGCAGCGCCGGAUAGCUCCGUCUUUAGCCACUGAGAAGCGCUGCGAAUAAGCUAGCGAGUUCAUUAGGUGCGCAACAUAGCGGGAGGCUAUACGCGUGCAGCAUGAUGGGCAUUAAAUACAAAAAAAGGCGCGCGGAAAUUUUUUUACAGCUUGAGGCAAAUACAACUUUGGCGACCCCAUAGGUGCUACGACAAGCCAACCGUGGACUCCAUGGCGAUUCACUACGAAACGGGGGAAAAACUGCCGGACGCGCUGUUUCAGAAGCUGGUGAAGGCCAAGAACUACCGGGCGGCAAGCAUGAUGCUGCGACAGCUCCACUUUUCCUUCGUCGAUUUAGAGUUGCACUCCAGGUACUACACUGCUGCUGGAGAUGGUUCCUCUGCAGAAAAGUCCGACCCGGUGAAGAAGGCAGAACAGACCAUAUGAGAGUGCACAACCACACCCCCUUGCCUCCCUCCUUUGGAAUGGAAAACUAGCAACACCAGAGAGAGCUAGGAUAGAAAUGUGUAUGCUCUGCGUGAGAAAUCUUAGUCUACAACGAACAUAGCGUGGCGUUGUUUGUGGGUCUCACUUCUCUCAUGCAAAAUUUUUGAAACGUAGGAAAAGACAUCGCGUUUCGCACGCCAAAUGAAGAAGGGGAGGCGAAGAUGAACUUUUUGUGCACUCUCAUACACCAUGUGGGAAGUGGACAAGAAGGUCUCGGACAAAUUUGACGUCCUACCACUACUCCCCUACGACCGCUUUCUCUGCUCCUUCGCGCACAUCUUCGCGGGCGGCUACGCAGCGGGCUACUUCAGCUACAAGUGGGCGGAAGUCUUGUCCGCGGACUGCUUCGCCGCGUUCGAGGAAGUUGGGCUGCAGAACGAGAAGGAGAUCGAAAAAACUGGACGAAAAUUUGCAGAUACGGUGCUGGGGCUCGGCGGAGGCGUCGCGCCGUUGGAGGUGUUCAAGGAAUUUCGCGGUCGGGAACCAACCGUGGAUGCGCUGUUGAGACACAAUGGACUGUCCUAGCGGACGCGAGCGCUCGGAUCGAGGAUGUACAGAAAUGAAACCGUGCCCCCUGUGACGAACAGUUUUUUAAAUGUGGUUAGGUCAACAUCGAAAGGUGAAUUAUUGUGCGCGACAGAUGACCAGCACUCUAACGCCGCUGCUGUAGGUACUUGUGCAGAGCAGUUAAAGCAAAGUCAAACGUUAAUCUUUCGAUAGAGAGUGGCUGGAUGAAAAAAAGUCAGUAAUGUGGUUUUGGUUUAUAACAAGAAAGAGAAAAGAACGGACAGUGAACAACAACCAUGACAACCAGCUGUCAGCACGCUUGAGUGUCUAUCUGCGAUGCGGCAGUAGGCGAUGCUGCUGUUGUGUGUGUGUGUGUCUCAUGGGAACAGCGUGUUGUCCCAAGGCAGCGGUUGUAUCCUG